Messenger RNA from Clupea harengus (Atlantic herring), 870 nucleotides. It is a transcript of the gene tmem174, whose product is annotated as transmembrane protein 174. The record is from RefSeq and is a predicted model, not a curated record. NCBI's taxonomy places the organism in Eukaryota, Metazoa, Chordata, Actinopteri, Clupeiformes, Clupeidae.
AUGAAACGCUUUGGACUUAAAGACCUAUGGAAAGUGACUGCGGGACAGGCUGGUGGGGCUGCUGCUACUACCGACACCAACAUCAGUCAGUCCAGCCCCAGCUCAAGACCCAACCACCGGCCAGACCCUGCUGACCUGACCCUCAGUGUGAUCACUUCACUGCCCGGUCCUCCUCAGGGUCGAGUGGACGCCCAAGUGUCUGACGGGGACAAGACGGGCGCUACGCUACUGUUCUCCGGGAUCUUCCUGGCCUUGGUCGGGAUGACGUUCACGGCCAUGGGCUGGAUAAACUAUGACGUGAGCCUUGCGUUCGAGUGGACACAGCUCCUGGGGCCGAUCCUGCUGUCUGUCGGGGGCACGUUUGUGCUAAUCAGCGUCUGCAAGUUCAGAAUGCUCUCCUGCCAGGCCUGCAGACAGCGGGAGGACGGCGGCAGGGCUGAGGACGCAGAGGUAGCGCACAGCCAAUCCUUCGUCUUCACCGGCAUCAACCAACCAAUCACGUUCCACCGCGCCACGGUGGUGCAGUACAUCCCACCCCCUUAUGCAUCUGUCACACAGGAACAGCAGGUGUCUGUGAGCAGCCCGCCACUGUACUGCAGCGUCUGCCCACUGGAGAGCCCUGCUCUGGUCAGCAGUGACUGCCUCGCGCCCAGUGCCCUCUCCAGCCGGCGAGAAAGCAGGAAUCCUACAGGAGGAGAGGAGGAAGAGGACAAAAAAAAUACUGAUGAAGAGGACGGGGUCUUUCCACCAGCUUAUGACGACCUCUACCCAGCUCUACCAAGUGACAAUGACACUUAAGUUUUCUGUUUUACAAAUAAAAACAUAUAUAUAUUUCAUACGUUCCCACCACAAAGGAUUGGUGACUUCAAA